Messenger RNA from Pyricularia oryzae 70-15, 2808 nucleotides. RefSeq names its product carboxylic acid transporter. The coding region runs from base 902 to 2443 and encodes 513 amino acids. The transcript has 3 exons. Gene Ontology annotation, cellular component: plasma membrane. Gene Ontology annotation, molecular function: carboxylic acid transmembrane transporter activity. NCBI's taxonomy places the organism in Eukaryota, Fungi, Ascomycota, Sordariomycetes, Magnaporthales, Pyriculariaceae. Gene Ontology annotation, biological process: carboxylic acid transport; transmembrane transport. The record is from RefSeq and is a predicted model, not a curated record.
UUUCAGCUCAGCCUGUCCAAUUUACACUGGGUGCUCGAGCUUUCAUUGACGGAGACCUCCCCCCGACAGCGAGGACUGCUACUGUAGCACUGUAAUACCGACCCAACCUUGCUCACCCACCCAAGCUCGUGCAGAACCCCACAAGUCGCUCUGCCAUACGGUCCAGGCCUUUGUGUCCUUAUCAUGGGUCGCUUUCUUUUGACGGUAAAAGCACCGCCUAGCGUGAACAUGAGAUUGACUCAAGCCAAGCAAGCCACAUACAAGCAACAUACGGAGUACAGAGCAGAAAAAAAGAGCAAAAUAGGAAUUACAAGGGGAAAAAAAAGUAUCAAGCUUUUAUGAUAUUCACCGCAACUCUGACUCCAGAAAAGCCUCUCGAUGUAGUGUGGUGUAGAUCAACAACACAUUCUGACAACACACAUUCUGGCAAUUGGCUGACGGGACCGGAAAUCGGCCGAGCUGAGGAUGCCCGGCGGACCCGUUUGCCAUGACUUUGCUGCGACAUGUAACCGGGAGGUUCAAGGCUUGGCGAUGGGGUUCGUGCCACCACGAGGAAAAGAACAUCCCACACUACAGCAAAUAUACCAGGCCGCCAAGUGGCUAAAGAAGCAGGGGUACCAAGUGGAAAGUGCAAGGAGGCGUGUGAGAUAAUGAACAGGACCCCUCUUUCCUUGUCUCGGCGGCCUGCCUGAGAACUUUAAAAAAGGUCUCAGACUCCCGCGUUCUUGUCUCGUCAAUGUUCCUGGGUUGCUUUUUGUGAAGUGCCUGUCCAGCGCGAGAGAAAGGUCAAGUCUUGCCAUCUUCACCUUCCACAGCUGAAUUGUUACCCUCCUUCCUUUCCUCUCGCCUAACCUCGAAGCAAGACGAGAAAGAAAAGAAAGAAGAAAAAAAAAGAGACGAAAUGGCUUCCCCUUCACAAAAUGAGCCGGCGGACCCUAUCGCAAGGGGCGUCUUCCCGGCGGCCAAACAGGCGUUUGGCGACCUGUUCAAGUGGAAGCAGCGCGUCGUGGUGACCAACGAGGUGGGCGAGCAGCACACCGAGUGGCAGUCGCCGGCGCCGCUCAAGAACCCCAUCAGCCUGAUGGCGCAGCUGUCGGCCAAGGACUGGCUCUUCUUCAUCGUGGGCUUCGCGGCCUGGAGCGCCGACGCCUUUGACUUUCACGCCCUCUCCAUCCAGACCAAGAAGCUGGCCGACUACUACGGCACCACAAAGACGGAGAUCACGACGGCUAUCACCCUGACCCUGCUGCUCCGCAGCGUGGGAGCGGCCAUCUUUGGCCUCGCCGGUGACAAGUGGGGACGCAAGUGGCCCAUGGUGGUCAACAUGAUUGUGCUCGGUAUUUUGCAAAUCGCCACCAUCUACAGCACGACUUUCCAGCAGUUCUUGGCCGUGCGAGCCUUGUUUGGCCUGUUCAUGGGUGGAGUUUAUGGCAAUGCUAUCGCCAUGGCUCUCGAGAACAGCCCAGUAGACGCACGUGGUCUCAUGUCGGGUAUCCUCCAGCAGGGUUACUCUUUCGGCUACGUCUGCGCAGCAUGCGCCAACCUCGGUGUUGGUGGCGCGACCGACAGCUGGAAGACGGUGUUUUGGAUCGCCGCCGGAAUCUCAAUCGGUGUCGGCCUCAUUCGCUGCUGCUUCCCCGAGUCGCAGCAGUUCAUUGAAGCACGCAAGCUCGGCAAGAACAAGGCCAACCCGGUUGCUUUCUGGGAGGAGACGAAGAAGAUGCUGGCUGCAGAGUGGAAGCUGUGUCUCUACUGCAUCGUGUUGAUGACUUGGUUUAACUUCUACAGUCAUACUUCUCAGGACAGCUACACCACCUUCAUGCUCUCGGAGAAGGAGCUCGACAAUGCCGGCGCGUCGCGUGCCUCCAUCUUGAUGAAGGCUGGAGCCUGUGUUGGCGGCACCAUCAUCGGCUACGUCUCGCAGUGGCUCGGACGCCGUCGCGCCAUCAUCCUCAGCGCCCUGAUCAGUGCCUGCUUGAUCCCGGCCUGGAUCCUCCCUGCCGGCGAGCGCUCGCUCUCGGCUUCGGGCUUCUUUAUGCAGUUCUUUGUGCAGGGUGCCUGGGGAGUCAUCCCCAUCCACCUGAACGAGCUGUCGCCAGCCGCCUUCCGUUCGUCGUUCCCCGGUAUCACCUACCAGCUGGGUAACAUGAUCUCGUCGCCGUCGGCCCAGAUUGUUAACGCCAUCGCCGAGACCAACUUCAUCCGCAACCACAAGGGCGACAUUGUCGAGGCCUACGGUCCGACCAUGGGCAUCGCCACCGCCAUCAUCGCCAUGGGCAUCGCCACGUGGACGGCGUUUGGACCCGAGCGCAAGGGUCGCAAGUUUGAGCAGGAGCUGCCGGCCGGCAUCGCCGACGUCCCUCGUGAGAAGAGCAUUGACGAUGACCUGGAGGCUGGCCACGGUGGGGAGAAGCCAGAUGCUACAACUGCCGAGAAAGUAUAAAGACUUGUGGCCCGGCUGGUGAAUUGCGAAUCAUUAAAUAGGUUUUGGAAAGGGAAAUAAGGGAUUAUUUUGUUACAAGGGCAGGGUUUUUUGCGAGUAUUCUUUCUAUACAUUCUUAUUCUUAUACAUUGGGGAACCAAAGCAUCCAUAGAUACCUAAGUGCGCGUCAUUUAUUUCUUCAUCCUUUGUCCGUAUUACUAUCGACACGGUGAUUUCUCUUGCAUUUGAUGGGACAAUGAGGGAAGUCUUUGUGUCAUUGUAUGGGGGGCAGGAGACGGAGUUGGUGAUGAAACUUGUGCUAUAUUCCUCUUUUUGUCUCGAUGUUUGUAUGUGCCAGUUGACUCACAUUUCACCCAGUUGGUGUG